This is a messenger RNA of Oenanthe melanoleuca, 4010 nucleotides long. RefSeq names its product inhibitory synaptic factor family member 2B (gene INSYN2B). Gene Ontology annotation, cellular component: postsynaptic density. Bases 927 to 2540 code for a protein of 537 amino acids. The transcript is spliced from 4 exons. Gene Ontology annotation, biological process: inhibitory postsynaptic potential. The record is from RefSeq and is a predicted model, not a curated record. Lineage: Eukaryota; Metazoa; Chordata; Aves; Passeriformes; Muscicapidae.
GGGGCUUUAUUUAUUUAUUCCUACGUGAGCAGACCCAGCACACUUCUUGCAUACAAAGAGUGAAAUCACAACCUAAAGGACCUAUCCUACCUUCUUUUGGAGUGACCUUAGUGCUAGUGAGAGCCUUGCCUACUUUUUAAGGCUAAGAAGACUCAUUUUCUGCAGGUAAACCAAAAGCUUUCAGGAAAGGCUUUCUGCUAUUCUGCUUUGUCUGGUUACCCAGCCUGGACCUCUGUCCUGUUUACAGAACUGAGGGAAGCCCUUGGACAUGAUCUGCCUUGUGUUUGCAGGAACUGCAGUAACAACCACGCAUCAAUAACUCUUCUCACUGAAUCACACUGGAUGCUGUGCUUUGCCCUGGGCAUAAGUGGUGACAUUUUCCUUACCUGUUUGGGAAGAUUUUAACUGGACAUUGAAAAGAUGGCUGAGGAAGAAAAACCAUGUCUAAAGAAAGCAAUUCAGCUCGGUAUUAAUGGAUAUAUUCCAUCAGUACAACUAUGCAUCAGAAAUGAAAGUGCCCCCCAAAGUUGUUAUGCUUGUUUAGACAACAUGCAAAUAAAACACAUGUGACUGGUCUAUCAGAAAAAAAAAGGUCCCUAAUGGAGAGCUGCUGUCAAAUGAGAGCUACCAGGAAAGCCAUAGACUCAACCUUACCUUUAAACUAGUUACCUGAAACAGCCUGCUGCAAUUUUGUAAUACAAAGACCAUGUUAUCCAUAGCUAAAAGGAUUUCUGCAUUCCUGAGUUGCAAGAAAUCUUUCCUUAAAUUUUAUAUUUAAUUCAUCUUAGUUUCUGGUCUAAUCGAAGGAGGAUCCCCAAAGAGAACAUGCCAGUUGAAAAUAUACAUAACACCAAGGAGAAGAAUGAUAAGCUCCGGGAGUAAGGUGUCAAUUUGUAUCUUAGGAACAGCAUCACCAAGCAGGUCAAAUGUCAAGUGAAAUGGGCCGCAGAGAAGCGCGUUGCUUGCAGACCCUGAGCUGCGGGUCCCCGGCGCAGCGGGCCCCGGGGGUGCGGCCGGCGCUGCUGAAGAGGAACAGCCUGGACUCGGCGGAGCGGGCGCGGCGGCCGCAGCACCGCCGGAGCCGCUCCCAGCAGGUCCGCUUCAAGGAGGAUGGGGCCGGCUCCCGGGCAGACACUGCGCUCACAGCCGGGAAAACGCAGCUCUUUAGGGAUCACAGCUUUCUGCUAGCUCAGUCCCCAACUUUUCCAAGGGCUCAGAAGGGGCUUCGGAAUAUUGCCAUACAGACUUCGCCCAGCCUCAGGAAACACUUCCCUGUUUUUAAAAGGAAAAGGCUGACAGCAAGCAAAUCACUGACAGAAAUGCCAGAUGAGCCUGCAAACUCUAUCCAGGUAAAUGGCAACCUUUGUGAACCAGACACUGUGUCCUCAGAGCUCUGCUACUUGAGGAUAAGCAGUGACCUGGAGGAGGGAUGCAGGGAUGGUGAGGAGGGCUUGGCUCGGAGGCCAUCCAAAGCACAAAGCAACGGGCCGAGGCACUCGGGGGAUUUCUCAGUGUCAGACAAGACAACUGCUUCUACACAGGUGCCUGAAUACAUCCAUGUGAGUUUCCUACAGGACAGGAACGUCCCCCUGGAUGCACCAGACACAACCACAGCCUCAAGUAAUUCACUGCAUUCUUCUACCGCCAUCAGCAGCAGCGAAAGUCACGAAAACAGCACACUGUCAUCUGACUCUGACAGAGCAGAGCCUUGCCUAAGCAAUUCUAUGAGCUGCAGCGAAUGUAACCCCCACUCUGCUGCUGGGGAAGUGCAGAAAAGCAAUUCUGAGCUGCCUGUAGCCAGUAAAGAUGCCAGCAGUAAGGAAACUACUCCAGUGUCACCGCCACCAAAUCCCAGCUCAUCUCCCUGUUCCCUCAGAGACUGUCACCAGGCAGGAGAGCACAAGCCAGAUUCCAGCUGUGUGACCUCAGCAAGUGAUGAUUUCCCAACAGUGUCACUCACCAGCAGCACUGCAUCAAAACCAUGUCUGCCAUGUAGCACUGAAAUCGAGAAAAAUCCCACCCAGUCGGAUGUUUCCCAGUGUAACAGCUGUUUAGAAGGAUUUCACAGAAAGUCUUAUCCGCCAAGGAAUGAAAUAAACCCACAAAGCAACAAAGAGAUUAACGAAAUAAAUCAAAUUCACUUGGAACAUGGCGAACUCUGUGCCCUACAAGGCAGGCUGCAGUCUGUAGAGGAAUCCUUGCAGUCGAACCAGGAGAAGAUUAAAGUCCUUUUGAAUGUAAUCCAAGACCUGGAAAAAUCCAGAGCCCUCAGUGAAGGGCGUAACUUCUACCACACUGGGCAGGACCUGAACAACUGCAGCACCUGCCAGAACACGGCGUGCAUCAUUUACAGUGUAGAAUAUGACUUCAGACAACAAGAAGGAAGAUUUCAUCAGAUAUUGAAAACACUGGACAAUGCAGAGCAAAAUCCAGCUUCAGCUUCACCUCAGAAGCCACCACCUGAUCCUCCAGCUCCAGAGAAAAAGGAGUUAAGGAGAAAGACAAAAAAGGUGAAAAGAAAAUGCUUCUGGUGGAUUUGACUUCCUCAUGCAUCCUUUUGCAUUUCAAAAGACACUAAAACAGAAAGAGCUUGACAGCACACACCUGAAAAUGUGCUACUAUGAAAUCACAAAUGUUUAGAAUGCUUAAUUAGAGUAUCUGAAAAAUGAAAAUAACUGAAUUUAUUUAAAUCAGCAUAAUGAAUAAAGGUGCAUGAAGAUACUAUUUUCAAGAAAAGAAAUUGUUUCUUUCAAAAGAAAGUUCUCAUUUUUUUUCAAGGACACUUUCAUAUCCUUUGUAAAGACCUUUUUUUCAACCUUCCAAAAAUAACAAGGUUUAAAUCUCUACUUUAAAAAACAGGGGUAGACAAAGCUAAGCAUGUCACACAGCCUUCAUUUCCAUUUGUAAGCAACAAGGACUAAAAGGAAAAAACUUCAUCGAGCUUUGAACAAACCACAUCAUCAAGAAUGAAUUCAGGGAAACCUAAAUUGUUCAAAGAAAUCUCUUCUCAAAGGAGACAACUAUAAUUAUUUCACUUCCCCACUGAAAUAUUUCUGUUGCUGUCAUCUAAUAUUGAACGACAAACAGAAGAAUUUCAGGUUAAGUUUUAACUCCACCCUUUUAUUUGUUCAUUAUAAAGAGCAUUUAGAAGUUUCAGCCAUUUGAUGGACUUCUCUGAAAAGAAGUGGGGAGUUGUAAAACAAGAGAAUGUCUCAGAGAUUCUUGUCCCAAGCCCUGCUCAAGCAAGGUCCAGUGCAGUGAAUUUGAGCUGUGAGCACCUCCAAAGACAAGAAUCCUCAGCUCAGUGGGGGAGGCUGCUCCAGGGUUUUUCCCUAACAUUAAUCUGAAUUUCCUGCAUCCUGGUUUGUGCCCAGUACACCUUGCUCUGUCCAAGCAAGAGGAGCUACCUGGAUAAUGAGACCUCUCUCCUAAAAGACUGAACACACCCAGUUUUCAUUGCCUCUCAUCUCCCAUGCUGCAGCCAGGAAUCCUCUCUGACCCUCCAGUGAAUUCAUGUCUUUCAUAUCCCUGGAAAGCUAAAACUGGACACAAUCAUCACAGAAUUGGCUCAGAGGUCAUCACACAAUUCCUGGAUAAAGAGGAAUAACUAUUUUGGCUACUGUGUCACUGAAUCAUUUGCCCAGUCUCUCCAUUUAAUACCUGCAUUGCUGUACCAAAAUAUCCCAAGAUUAUUUUUCGCCUUAAGAUGUAAAUUAAUAUAUGAUAAAAAACUGAACAUGAAAAUAAUAUUUAAUGAACUGAUAUGUAUUACAGACAUAAAAAAAUUAUAUAUGCUGAAAAGAUUUUAUGAAAUGUCAAUGCAGCUACUUCUUUCCUCCAAAAAUUCUCAAGUUACCAUUAGCACAGGGUGUGCCAAUGGAACCCAAUUUAUGAUUGGUGAUCCUAUUAUUUUACUCAUAAAAACAUGGUCACCUUUCAUAUGGGGGGCAGGGGGAAAAAUGUUUUCCAAAGCAAGUUGAGUGGAAUGUACUGCAGAUCUUUUCUUAGAA